ACUGGACAGGCUCAAAUACCAAAUUUCAUCAAAAUAUGAAGAAAUCAGAUUCUCCCCUGUUUCUUGUCUUCGUACUCAUAGUAUCUCUACUAGUAGAAACAACAUUAGCAGAUCCAAGAUCCCACACAAUUGAGCUCAUGUGCGAAACUAAGUUAGAGCACAACACAACCAUCUAUGUCCCCAACUUCAUUGGCACCAUGGAUAUCCUUGGCAACAAGAUUCGAACUUCUGAUUUUGGAGUAGCAAUUGUGGGCUCAGGGCCUGACGGUAACUAUGGCCUUGCUCAAUGCUACGGAGAUCUCUCCCAGCUUGACUGUGUUCUUUGCUAUGCUGAGGCACGAACUGUCCUUCCCAAAUGCUUCCCUAACAAUGGGGGCCGCAUCUACCUGGAUGGUUGCUUCUUGCGUGCUGAGAAUUAUAGCUUCUUCCAGGAGAUUACAGGUGCUGGAGACAAGGCUGUAUGUGGAAACGCAACGAAGGGACCUGGGUUCUUGCAGUCUGCUAGAAAGGCUGUGCUGGAUGCAGUUGCAGCUGCACCGCAUCAGGGAGGAUACUCCAGGUCUACGGUGCGUGUGUCAGGUACAAGUAAUGAGUCAGCUUAUGUUCUGGCAAAUUGCUGGAGAACAUUGGAUCCCACCUCUUGCAGAGCAUGUUUGGAGAAUGCAUCAGCCUCGAUAAUAGGGUGCUUGCCAUGGUCAGAAGGGCGGGCACUUGCAGGGUGCUUCAUGAGGUAUUCAGACACAAACUUCCUGAACGCAGAACAGAGCAGUGGAAAUUCAGCAGGGAGAAUAGCAGUGAUGGUGGUUGCCAUCUUGAGUUCUGUGGCUAUUUUACUAAUGGGGGUGGCUAUAGGAAUAUACAUUUGGAAGCGCAGAAUAAUACAGAAGAAAAGAAGAGGUGCAAAUGACAUGGUAAAAUUGGUGAAGACGCUUCACGACAGUAGCUUGAAUUUCAAGUACUCUACACUUGAAAGGGCUACCGGAGCUUUUGAUGAUGACAACAAGCUUGGUCAAGGAGGAUUUGGAACAGUUUACAAGGGAGUUCUGCCUGAUGGAAGGGAGAUCGCUGUGAAGAGGCUUUUCUUUAAUAACAGACACAGAGCUGCAGAUUUCUACAAUGAAGUUAACAUGAUAAGUACCCUGGAACACAAGAAUUUGGUCAGGUUGUUGGGUUGCAGCUGUUCAGGACCAGAAAGCCUUCUCGUCUAUGAAUUUCUCCCAAAUAAGAGCCUUGACCGCUUCCUAUUCGAUCCAAGUAGAGGUAACGUACUGGCCUGGGAGAAAAGAUUCGAAAUAAUCAAAGGGGCAGCACAAGGUUUGGUCUACCUUCAUGAGAACCCCAAUAUUAGAGUCAUUCACAGAGAUAUAAAAGCCAGCAACAUCCUAUUAGAUUCAAAGCUCCAAGCUAAAAUUGCUGAUUUUGGGUUAGCAAGGUCUUUCCAAGAAGAUAAAAGCCACAUCAGUACUGCCAUUGCAGGAACACUGGGAUAUAUGGCUCCUGAAUACCUAGCUCAUGGUCAGUUAACAGAAAAGGCAGAUGUCUAUAGCUUUGGGGUGCUGUUACUAGAGAUCGUCACAGGACUGCAGAACAACAGAAACAAAACAGCUGAGUAUUCUGACAGUCUUGUCGCUGCUGCAUGGAAACACUUCCAACUAGGGACAGCAGAGAAGCUUUUUGAUCCAAAUUUAUUGUUGCAUAAUUACAAUGAUGACAUUAAGAAGGAAAUUGUGUGGGUAGUGCAUGUGGCACUUUUAUGCACACAAGAGGUGCCCUUGUUGAGACCAUCAAUGUCAAAGGCCCUACAAAUGCUCUUGAAGAUGGAUGAACAACUCCCUGCACCCACAAAUCCUCCUUUUAUGGAUGUGACGACAAUGGCACUCACUGACUCAUGUGGAGUCCAAGAUCACCUUCUUAGUACUACUACCACACUUUCUGUUGCUACCGUCUCCCACAGCUCCUUUUAUCCCAGGUGACCUCAGAAGGAAAUUUCAAAAACAAACCAUGCCAGCGCUUGCACAAAUGCAAGAGCACAAGCAGUUUGGAUAUAAAACUUGGCCAGCUUCAUUUAGAGGGGGUGUCAGAGAGGAAAAGGCAAUGAGAUCUGGAUGAACUAAAUGAAGCUUCUGUGUUGACAAGAGUAGCCAGGCUAAUAUGAGGAAAAUCUUCGAACUGAAACGUAUGCAGUGUAAGAAUGUAAUGUAACUUUUUUCACAUGAUUUCUUCUCAAUUAAUUCAGAGCAAUUGAGUA
Telopea speciosissima is the source of this 2248-nucleotide messenger RNA. RefSeq names its product cysteine-rich receptor-like protein kinase 2. Gene Ontology annotation, biological process: protein phosphorylation. NCBI's taxonomy places the organism in Eukaryota, Viridiplantae, Streptophyta, Magnoliopsida, Proteales, Proteaceae. Gene Ontology annotation, molecular function: ATP binding; protein kinase activity. The record is from RefSeq and is a predicted model, not a curated record.